This is a messenger RNA of Nannochloropsis gaditana CCMP526, 129 nucleotides long. RefSeq lists its product as uncharacterized. The transcript has a single exon. The record is from RefSeq and is a predicted model, not a curated record. The annotation marks the transcript as partial.
GCUGAGACUUGAAGUUCUUGAUGUUGUGUGCCUCAUCCAGGAUCAGGAAGAACCAGCGCUUCCGCUUGAAGGCGGCCGCAUCCUGCACCACCAGCUGGUAGGAGGUGAUGACCACGUGGAAGGCCCCGG